GAAGAGAACUUUCUCUUUAUAAACGUAUUGAAUAACAAGUAUCAAGUCAUACAAUAUUAUUUUUGUAUUUUGUGCAAGUUUAUUCGAUAAUAAAGUGAAUCUUUUGCAAAAUAAUAUAUUAUUCGGUUUAUUAUCAAUUAAUUGAUAUUUCAGGAGUUUCCUCAACUGAACGUCAACUCUCAAUAAUUUUCAAUUCAACAGCUGAUUAAAAUUUGUUGAGGUGAAAGCUGAAAUGGCUGACAUAAAGCAAGAUAUAAAAGUUGAAGUGGAAGAACAACAAAAUUUUGCAGUGAGUAAUCAAACAGACCCAAAAAAUUUGCAGGAAUUAACUCAAUACAUUCAAACAUUACUUCAACAGACCCAGGAUAAACUACAAACAAUGUCGGAACAAAUAAUUACAAGAAUAGAUGAAAUGGGAACGCGGAUAGAUGAUUUGGAGAAGAACAUAUCAGAUUUGAUGACUCAAGCUGGUGUCGAGGGAACAGAGAAAUGAAAUGGAGAUUCCUGUCGAAUGGGUGUCGGUGUUUCGGGCUG
Nilaparvata lugens (brown planthopper) is the source of this 534-nucleotide messenger RNA. RefSeq names its product heat shock factor-binding protein 1. The transcript is spliced from 4 exons. Gene Ontology annotation, molecular function: transcription corepressor activity. Bases 233 to 493 code for a protein of 86 amino acids. Gene Ontology annotation, biological process: cellular heat acclimation. Gene Ontology annotation, cellular component: cytosol; nucleus. The record is from RefSeq and is a predicted model, not a curated record. NCBI's taxonomy places the organism in Eukaryota, Metazoa, Arthropoda, Insecta, Hemiptera, Delphacidae.